CACUGAACACUUACACAUUUGGUGCUCUAUGAAGAAAGAAAGAAAAAAAAAACAGGCACAUCAGCCUCAAAGCAAUUUAGUCUCUUCAUAAUAAAUGAAAUCAUCCUUUUUUCCCUGCAUUUUUCCUGCUCUAAGGUAAGACUCAAACACCAGCACUGUUCUGGAACUGCUCCUAGUGGAUUUGUUCUUGGCCUUCUCUUUCUCUGCAUCAUUAUGCUUCCUCUUGACCAUAAUAUUUAAAGAUUUGGAAUUAACAUUAAACAGUGACUUCACAAGGAUUUUUAACAGAAGAUGGAUAACAACACAAAGUAUUCAGAUAAAACAGACAUUAAUAAUAUAAUGAGUAGAGUUUUAAAAGGAUCACAGACUUUUUUAGAAGUUAUUGGAGAGGUAGUCCCUUUUUGUUCAGCAGCAGCAAAAAUAAUAGGGCAAAUUCAAAAUAAUUCUGAAAGACCAGAUAUAGGAGACUUUAAAAAUCAGGUUUUACAAAUUGGUGAAAAGUUGGAUGACAUUACAAACAAUUAUUCACAAAUCAACAAUGAGAUUGAGAAACUUGGCAUGGAUGUGAAAUUUUCUAAGAUCGAGGAAAACAUUAAAACACAAUAUAAAUAUUUUACAGAAAUUUUAAAUGAAGUACCAGAGUUCAGAGUUAAAAAAACUGAAGACUUUUGUGACCACUACCUGAGAAAUAAAGGAGAGUGCAAUCUCAAUGAGCUCUAUGAUGGUGUGAUGGGAAAUGAAGAAAUAGACAUCCUGGAAAUAGUAAAAAAUUACCAGAGUAGAGAUCGUCAUGCCAUGGAAGAGUUCUGUGCUCAUCUCGGCUACCUUUUCCUCAUUGGAAUAAGUGCAUUGAUGGCAUAUGCUUCACUGACAGGUUUAGAUGUAUCAAAGAGACAGAAGGAGUGGACGGAGAAGAUGACAGCUGUACAAAGUCAAAUGACAUCUGCCAUAGAAUACUGCAUAAAGAAUUUUGAAGACCAGGCAAAAACCGACUUACAGAAGUUUACUAAAAGCAGCUACCAUGAAUUAUUGGUAGACAAAAUUUUUUGUUUCUUACAGAAAAAAUACUACUGGGUGCAAUGGUCAGUAAAAGCAUACAGGCAGCCUAAAACAUUGUUUCCAGUCUUCACACGAGAUACAAAUGAGUAUAUCAUUGGAGAGAGGCACUUUACACUAUCUGAAGCAGAUGAUCUCAAGAUUGUUGUGUCUUAUUGUGCAGAACGACAGAAAAUUGAUCUGGAGCAAAUUCAGCAAACAUUUACAGACAUAGUACAGAAAGGCAAUACAAAAGAUGUGGCAGAAGCUAUUUAUGAGAAAAUACCAAACAGUUUUGUUCAUGUCAUUAAAUCAAGCAACAACAUCACAGAAAAAAAUAACUUUUCAGAUCAUUGCUAUUAUUGUAUACAAAACAAAAACUGCCACCUAUUUGUGCAUUGUUAGUGUAGUUCUUUGCAUAUAUGUAGAUUUGCUCAUCAAAGAAAGAAGCCUCAUUUCUACAUUUUUUACAGUUUAUGACUGUUCAUGAAUCAAGAUAAAAUAGAGCAUUAAGAUGUUUAUGAGUAAAAUGUGUAAAAUUUCUACUACUGAUCAUACCUGUAAUACUGUUAUCAGAUAUUACAAAUGAAAAUAGAAGCACAAAAUAAUACUUUAGAGACAAUUGUUGAUAAUAAAAUGUGCUCUUAUUGUGUGUGCACCUCUAGCAGAGAGAGGAAACUAUAUAAAAGAGCUUUAAACACA
Polypterus senegalus (gray bichir) is the source of this 1737-nucleotide messenger RNA. RefSeq names its product protein rapunzel-like. The record is from RefSeq and is a predicted model, not a curated record. Bases 292 to 1440 code for a protein of 382 amino acids. NCBI's taxonomy places the organism in Eukaryota, Metazoa, Chordata, Cladistia, Polypteriformes, Polypteridae. The transcript has 3 exons.